Molecule: messenger RNA, 1969 nt
Organism: Westerdykella ornata
Lineage: Eukaryota; Fungi; Ascomycota; Dothideomycetes; Pleosporales; Sporormiaceae
Exons: 2
Coding region: 331-1803 (490 amino acids)
Molecular function (GO): oxidoreductase activity
Source: RefSeq, a predicted model, not a curated record
UGCGUCACAAGAGCGCCGCUACGAACUUUCCACAUCGCCACUUUCGUCCGCAUGCCGAACUGCUCCUCAUGCCUCGGAGAUUCGGGCCCUAGUACCACAAGUAAAAACGAGCCCCACGGAGACUACUUUAUCAUACUCUGUUCAUUUAUAUAGGCUCAUGAUGCUCUUCCAUCAUGACCCUCUCAACCCUUAGUUCCAGCGCCUGGGAACAAUUGACUGCCCUCUUAUCGAACAUCAUCCCAUGAUCCUCCCAUAGCGUCUUCGCUCGUGCUUAUUUAGUGGCUCUUCACUCCCGCUUCUUGUUUAUGUGCUUUUCUUGUAGUAGAAGUGAUGGCUUGGCGAAACCCCUUCCGCCGACGGACUGAGAACACGAGAUAUUGCUGGGGCUAUGAGUUCGAAUGGACAGAAGAUCAUAUAACACCCGAGCAAGCAGAGCCAUUGAAGCAUUCGUAUGAUGUACUGGCUGAAGAAUGUCUCGACCGCCUGAACGCCAUCUCGCCACCAGAGAAUGGUCAACUUCCGCGGAGCAACAGUCAGCAAGUCCCGCCUCAUACCAUCGAAGGGACACGGAGAGAGGAAUCAGACCGGCUCCCAUUGCCGCAAAGAGAUCUCUACGCUUUGUUAAAGGGACACCAUACAUCUGAUCCCAAGCUUUCCCAGCUAUGGGAAGAAAUCAACACAAUUCCGCCUUGGCUGGAUUGGGCUCAGAUUGAAAGAGGCCAAGAUGUGUUUUACCGCUACGGUGGACCAGCUCUUACUGGACUGGCCUAUCAAUCGCUCCUAGGAGGCAUGGGUGCAGCAAGAGUUGUCGAAACCCUAGCACGCACUGGUGGCUUCUCAACAAAGGUGGCCAGGAGGAGGCUAUUCGAGACGACCCAGCAUAUCCUGCAAUGUACAAAAUCACUCGAAUCGCUCAAACCCGGCGGUGCAGGACAUGCAUCGUCAAUUCGUGUACGCUUUCUUCAUGCGGCUGUAAGACAACGGAUAUUGAAGCUAGCGAAACAUCGGCCUAGCUAUUACAAUGUGGCGGAAUGGGGUAUACCUGUCAAUGACCUGGACCAGAUUGCAACUGUUGGGACCUUCUGCGCUACCUUGAUAUGGCUCAGCUUCCCACGUCAGGGGAUUUUCCUGAGGGAGCAAGAGAAAGAAGACUACGUUGCUUUGUGGAGAUAUAUCGGGUAUUUGCUCGGAACUCCAACGGACUAUCUCGCGACCCCCUCAAAGGCGAAGGCAGUCAUGGAGUCUUUACUGUACUAUGAAGUUCAACCUUCAGACAUGUCGAAAGUACUAGCAAACAACAUCAUCAGAUCCCUCGAGAAACAGCCGCCAACAUACGUAUCCGCAGACAUGCUCGUCGCCAGUGCUCGUUGGCUCAACGGCAACGAGCUCGCAGAUAGCCUUGAUUUACCGCGGGCAUCACUCUACUACUGGGGUUUGAUGGCAGGCCAGUGCCUCUUCUUCAUGGCCUUAUGCUACGUAUACCGCGCCAGUGCCUCGUUAGACCGAAAUCACAUCGACCGUCUGAAGCGCAUCUUCUACGCGGUCAUCGUAGAGGCGAAACACGGAUUAGCAGGGACGGAGACCCUUUUCGAAUUCAAAUACGUGCCAGAGUAUGAGACUGUGACAGAGUUGGGUGCACCAACAGAAAUAAAGCUUCAGGGUUCCAGUGUUGAGAGGCGGAACUUGCGGACGCUGGGAAUCUUUCUGGGAGUGGUAGGCAUUGGCACAUGGGCUUCGCUGAAGCUUGCGUCGUCUCUUUCUUUGGCGAUUCUGGGUUCUUCUCUCUUCAGCAGGAUUUGGUGAGCGUACUUUUAUUUUAGGCCCACGUCAUCCCAAGAAUCGUAGGCGGCAUACGGCGACCAGCCCUAUGUUAGAGCCUUAGAGGAUCGUCACUCCACUUCAUACACAGUCCAAUUUUACCUGUCUUUUCACCUCUGUGUUCAUCACUUCAGGGGCCCAGUGUCUGUUC